AUGGGGUGCGCAGGCGCGGAGCUGAGGGGGCGGGGACGCGGCGCGUCACGUGGGAGGUGGAGGGCGGGGCCCGGCCAGAGCCGGUUCCUGCGUGAGGCGAGCGGAGAAGCCCCCCCCAUGGCGGAACAGAUCCAGAAGAAGCUGCAGGGCGAGCUGGAGAAAUACCAGCAGCUCCAGAAAGACCUGAGCAGGUCGGUGACAGCGCGGCAGAAACUGGAGGCGCAGCUGACAGAGAACAAUAUCGUGAAAGAGGAGCUGGAGCUGCUGGAUGCCACCAACACCAUUUUCAAGCUGAUGGGGCCAGUGUUGGUAAAACAAGAUAUGGAAGAAGCCAAAACCACCGUCAGCAAACGCCUGGAUUACAUCACUGGCGAAAUCAAGCGCUACGAGCAGCAGAUGCAGGAGCUGGAACGACGCUCGGAGCAGCAGCGAGAGACGCUGGGGCGGCUGCAGCAGGAGCUCCAGCGGGCGCAGGGAAAAGCUUAGCUGUUUUUUGGGGGCCCCUCCACCAUUUAUUUUUGGGGGGGGGGGGGUCCUUGUACCCCAAACUCCCUCCCCAAUUCACAUUAAACCCCUUCCCAAAACAGAAA
Aquila chrysaetos chrysaetos is the source of this 590-nucleotide messenger RNA. It is a transcript of the gene PFDN6, whose product is annotated as prefoldin subunit 6. Lineage: Eukaryota; Metazoa; Chordata; Aves; Accipitriformes; Accipitridae. Gene Ontology annotation, biological process: chaperone-mediated protein complex assembly; protein folding. The record is from RefSeq and is a predicted model, not a curated record. Gene Ontology annotation, cellular component: prefoldin complex; cytoplasm. The transcript is spliced from 5 exons. Gene Ontology annotation, molecular function: protein-folding chaperone binding. The coding region runs from base 1 to 486 and encodes 161 amino acids.